AUGACUGAAUUUGUCUACCAAGGAGAUGAUUUUGAAGACAAAGUCAGAAAGCAAGUCGAGUUUUACUUUUCAGAUUCCAAUUUACAACAAGACAAGUUUUUAUGGAAGAUUUACGAAGCAAAUGAUGGCUGGGUUGAAUUAAAGACUAUUUUGACAUUUGGAAGAAUGAAACAAUACAGACCAGAGGAAAAAGUCAUUGAAGCUUUGAGAUCAAGCAAGAAAUUGGAAUUGUCCGCCAACAAUGACAUGAUCAAAAGAAUAGAUCCAUUGAAGGAUUUCAAUGAGAUCAAAAACACCAAAAAGAGAAACACUGUACACAUCGAAGGGUUUCCACAUGAUUUAACUCAAGAGCAAGUCGAAGCAUGGUUUGAAGAGAAGAUCGCUCCACACUUGCAAAAGGAGAAAGCAAUCAAUUCUGUGCGUAGAAUCAAAAGCAAAGCAAAGAAGGAAUUUUUCGGUGUUGUUGACGUUGAGUUGACAAAUGAGGAGGAUGCUCAGUAUUUAGUGAAGGAUGUCGAAAUAUCGUUCGAUCAAGGUAUCCUUAGCAAAGAAGCUGCACAAGAUAUCGACAAAAAGGAUCUUUUAAAGAAAAUGACAUUGUUGACAUUCCAAGAAAUGAGAGAAAGUGGUAAAAGAUUUGGUCAAAAUGAAGUUACCAAGAGACGUAACAGUUUUAAUGAAAACAACAAAGGUAAGAAGCAAAAGGGAGGUAAGGGUAAGAAGUUUGAUCGUAAAAAGGGUGGCGAUGGAUUUGAUUCAGCCGAGUCUAAUGAAAAGGGCAAUGCAUCAGAAAGCGCCAUAGAUGAUGACAAGAUCCCUGAGGCCGAUGAAAGUAAGGAGGCAGGGGAGCUAAAGAAGGAAGAUACUACAGCAGGUGAAACAGCUGGGGUUUCCAAGUCAACCGAUGAUGCCACUAAGCAAGUAGAGAAAAAUAACGCCGGUGUCAAAGAAUCUGCAGAUUCCAAUGAUCAAGAUGCCUCGAAAGACGAUACGAAAGAGUAA
This is a messenger RNA of Lodderomyces parapsilosis, 1002 nucleotides long. It is a transcript of the gene LHP1, whose product is annotated as Lhp1p. Gene Ontology annotation, cellular component: nucleus. The transcript has a single exon. Gene Ontology annotation, molecular function: mRNA binding. Bases 1 to 1002 code for a protein of 333 amino acids. The record is from RefSeq and is a predicted model, not a curated record. Gene Ontology annotation, biological process: RNA processing. NCBI's taxonomy places the organism in Eukaryota, Fungi, Ascomycota, Pichiomycetes, Serinales, Debaryomycetaceae.